UAUAUGUUUAGGGUACCCACACGACCAUAUUUCCAUGUUAAAGGGCAUGUUUACAGAAAACAGACGGAAGACCGUCCGUAAAACACGCGUUGUUACUGAAAAACACUGUCGUCUACGACUGUGAUGAAACGGAUUAAAUCGUUAUUACUGUAUUUGUGAAAUUAUUUUGAUGUGAGUUUUAUGUUUCUAGAAUCGUACGGGCAAUUUGAUUUAUGUUUUAGAUGCAUUAUUUGGCUUCCAGAGCCAAUUCACCUCUAAACAGAACAUGUAAGGUCCUUGAACUAGAAGGAGUGAAGUUAGGCCCCUUUCGUCCAGCAUUGAUAAUAAUAAUGAUACUGAUGAUAAUGAUGAUAAUAAUAAUGAUGAUAAUGAUAAUAAUAAUAAUGAUGAUAAUAAUGAUGAUGAUCAUAUUAUUGAUGAUGAUAAUAGUGAUGAUAAUAAUACAAUGUUUUGUUGCUAAAAGAUGUAGCUGUUUUAUCAAGCCUAUAGGCUUUGUUCCACUCAUCACUGCAACAUUGUAGAAUCAUGUAUUUACGUAGUAUUGUAGAAUCAUGUAUUAACGUAGUAUUGUAGAAUCAUGUAUUAACGUAGUAUUGUAGAAUCAUGUAUUUACGUAGUAUUGUAGAAUCAUGUAUUAACGUAGUAUUGUAGAAUCAUGUAUUAACGUAGUAUUGUAGAAUCAUGUAUUAACGUAGUAUUGUAGAAUCAUGUAUUAACAUAGUAUUGUGUCACUGCCAAAAUGUAUUUAUAUAGACCUUUUACAUUGCUAUGCCAGUAUUGGACUUGUUUUUGUUUAUUUAAAUGCAGUAGUUUGCGGCCUGCCACUCGGUCAGGUCUAUUAUAUCAUCAAACGAUCUCUCUCUGCGUUUAAAAAAAUAAAUAAUUAUCACGCGAAAAAAAACUCUACAGCCAUCCUAUCAGCAUAUAAUAUCCUGACAUGAAGCUUGAUGAACGUUACAGUUUAUAUGCUGAGCCAACCACAGUAGCUCUCGUACGGUUAUCUCCUUACACCUUCUUGGCUCCUGGCCAGUGGCCACUUUUACACACCGUCUUUCUCUGCAGGUCAUGGGUUCUCUCAAACAGUUUUUUAUUUCAUUAAGCAGGUUAGAAGUUCACCUUUUCAUGUCUCAACGCUUGACUUUAACUACUUAGUUUUUUUGUUGUUGUUGCUGGAAGUAACAUUUUAAGAUGGUAAUCUUGUCCGUGUUGUUUUAGUGUGGUUUCGAGUCAUGGAUUGGUUUAGCGGAAUCCCAAGUGGCUAUACGGCAUUCGGAUAAUUGUCUUGGGGAUGUCCCAUGCUUUGCGUUGCUAUUGGAGCGUUGUGCUGCUCCCCUUUCGAGCCCGCUGAGUCUGAUUGGAGGGCUGGGAGUUGGGAUCCCGCCCCCGCAGCGCCUCUUAUGCCACGCCUCCCUGCUUCUGGCCCAGCUCAAAGCACAGCUCGUCGUCAAUCAGCUCGUUGACGUGGGAAAUAUCGCCAACGCCGUUACCUGCGCCAACCCCCCACUACCCUCGCCUCACCCCCAUCCUCCUCUUGCCCUCUUCCUCAACCUCUUGAAAGCGGCAGCCACCACCAAUAACAUGUACCAUCCCCAAUAUAAUCCGUUAGGGGGUCAGUACUCUUCACAAGCACAGAGAACACCAGCCCAGAUAGGACGGUAUGGAUUCCCACAAGCCCAGUCUGGGAUGGACCCUCUGAUGGCCUCACGCUCAGGUCUGGGCCCUGUCUCUGCCGGUGGUUCCUCUGGUUUUUCCAGCCAGGGGGGCAUGAUGUCCUCGAUGGGGUACAACCUGGGGCAGAGAUCAGCCGGGAUGGCCCCGGAGAUGGAGACCUCUAUUGACCACCACAUCCGCUGGGCCAGAGAGGAUGUGAGGAUGCUCAGCCAGAUGGUACAGCAGAAACAAAACCAGCAGGCCCAAAUGAACGCCAGGAAUCUUCGCCUGAGUCGCGACCCCAGGGACGAGCUUUCGUCUUGCGGAGUUAUGGGUAGCUACAACCCUGGCCGGUCCUGCAGCGACCAGCAGAGCUCCAUGGCCUCCUGGUCUGGCCACCUGACCCAGUCUGCUUCCUCUAAACCCUUCUCCUCCCCACUCCCUCAGUCGUCCCCUUCCCCCUCCCAGAUGUACCAAAGCCAAACCUCUGGGUUUGUGGGUGCGGGAGAGCCGGGACCCACCUCAAUGGGUUCUGAGGCGCUCACGAGUGUCUCCGCCUCGUCUGGCACCAAUCCUCCAGCCCGGUACACGUCAGAGUCCGCCAGCAACAUCCUGGCGAGUUUCGGCUUGUCCAACGAGGACCUGGAGCUCCUGAGCCACUAUCCAGACGAUCAGCUGACCCCAGACAACCUGCCCUUCAUCCUCCGAGACAUCUGCAUCCGUAAGGCCAAUAGAAACAUGGAUGUGGACCAUCGGCCCCGGGCUGGCGACAGACCCAGCCCGGGGUCGGACCACUUAGGUGGAGGACAGAGCAAAGUGAUCGAUUAUGGAAAUAUUGAUGCUACUAAAUACGGCAGUUAUGAUAAUAUUCGAUCCAAUAGUUACGGCGGGCGAGAUCCGCUCCCGAGAGAGUCGCCAAGCGGGCACACUGGGACGCCGUACGGUAGUGUGGGAGGAUCCGUGACCUCGGUCCUUUCCGAGCAGCGUACCCAACAACCGCAGAUUUGCAGCGCUGCCGUCCAGAGUUCUAUCUCUCUCCCCAAGAAUGACACUCGUAUCGGUCUUCCUCCGCCUUCCAGCCUAACCCAAAAGACCCUCAGAACCCACGACGUAUCUAAAGCAGCACCCAAACCUAUGAACAUCCCUGUGCACGGCGGAGACCAAGGACUCGACCGACUCCUCUCAUCUCAGAAUCGAGGCGCCGCUCGAGGCCAAGUUCAGCCUCGGUCCGACCUGGUGGUUCUUAGUGGUGGUGUUGGAGGAGAUUCGGGACUCGGGAUUGGAGGUGUCCCGGUCAGAUUUCCUCCUCCCACGCCACCCCUCAUGUGGCCUCCCUUAUUCCCCAUCAUGAAUCCGUCGGUUCCUCCUCCCGGUCACGUUCCGGUGACUGGUCCGCCUCCCCCGAUGGGUCCACCGCCGUCGGUGUUCCAGCAGAUGAACAUCCCACCCCCAACGUUGAUGAUGCCGACGAGGUUGCCGGCCCCGACCACGAUGAGUGAUUACUCCGCAGCUUCUCCCAGAAUCUUUCCUCAUACCUGUUCUCUCUGUAACGUAGAAUGUGCCCAGUUACAGAACUGGAUAGAGCAUCAAAACACCAGUCUACACAUCGACAACUGCCGGCUGCUCAGGAAAUUGUAUCCUGACUGGAACGGGGAAACUGUGACAAGCCCUGCUCCCAGUAGAAAUAACAACAACCAGUCUUCCUCCAAACGUCGUCAGACGACACACACCACCUCCCGUUCUCCGUCCUGGUCUCGCUCUCCUUCUCCUCGCCUCUCCUCCUACCACACCACUUCCUCCUCCGCUGCUCGCCGACCUCGAUCCAGGGAACGAUCUCGGGAACGUAGACACAGCGCCGCCACACGGCGUUCCCGGUCUCCUGGUUCGCGCCGGGAGCGUGACCCUCCGGCGGCGUCUUCUUCGCACUGGGAUCGGGAACGUCGGCGUUCCCGCUCGCCCCGGACUACUUCUUCAUCCCGGAGGUCGCGUUCUAGGAGUUAUGAGCGGGAGCGCCGGGACACGAGGAAGAACAGCCCUUCAGGAGGAGGAGGAGGGAAGAGCAGACAGCAGAAGUCUAGCAGUGCUGAGAGACUGGCCAAGAAGCUACUGGAGUCAUCUGCUGGCCUCUCCCUGACUAAGAACACCAGUCUAGAAGUUAUGAUGCAGUCCCUGGCCCCUGCUCUCCUGGCAGAGCUCGCCAAAAAGAAAGGCGCCACGUCCGCCAAGGGAGGUGCCGGCAAGAGGGGCCACUCCUCUCGGAAGACUGAAACGGGAACGUCCAAGGGUGGCAAGGCAGUCACAGGAUCUGGGAGGGCAUCAACCAAGAAAUCCUCCUCACCUUCCAAAUCCUCCUUCAAAUCAUCCAGCUCAGCUUCUUCCAAGACUAAGAAGAAGGUAGCACCAGGGACCUCCGCUCUGUUAAGACUGAAGAAUAUCCCCCAAAACACAGCUCAUGAGGAGGUGAUGAAGGCCGUGGAACCCUUCGGAAAGAUCAACAACGUCAUCCAACUCAAGCCCAUACAGCAGGCGUCCGUGUUGUUUGAGAGGGUGGAGGAUGCUAAGAAGCUAGCUAGCUGUAAGAACCUGAUCAUCAAAGGCCAGAGCGUCACCGUACUAACGGAGAAAGAUGCUCUGCUGGAAGACUCAAAGGAACUGAGUCAAACCAACAAGUCUACUGAUGACAAAAAAGCUUCAGCAGCCAAGUCCCACACCAGCACCACCAAGUCAACCGCAACCAAAAUGUCUUCUACAGCCGCAACUAAACCGCAAACUGACGGUCCCAAGACCACACCCAGAGGGACGGGGGCUAAUACCAAGGCUCAGCCAACCACGGCUAAGGGGGCUGCCCCCCUCCUUCCACUGAAAAGUACCCUCAUUCCUAAACGGCCUGGCUGUGGAAAUAAUACGUUUGUGAAGAUCGAAGGUUUACCAGAGACUGGCUAUACAGAGGAAGAUGUUCUGGCUCUGGUGAAGCCUUACGGAUAUAAACCUGGACUCUACAACUGUUUCAUACUGCCUGCACAGAGAUGGGCCAUCAUCCGUAUGGACGGAGGACAGAAGAGCUUUGUUAUGGUGACAAACUACACACAGUCUCCUCCUAAACUACUAGACUGUCCCCUCUCCUUCACGUUGAUCUGCCCUGAUACAGGCCUCGUUCAGGUAACACACACACACACACACACACAUAUAUAUAUAUACACACAUUCUCCUCCUAAACUACUAGACUGUCCCCUCUCCUUCACGUUGAUCUGCCCUGAUACAGGCCUCGUUCAGGAGGAUGUGUACCGAACGCUGAAGGGCCUCACCACUACGGACACGACGUUGAAGGAACGCCUUCUGAUCGUCAGUAACGUCCCCGCGGGGACUACGGCAACCCGAGAGGUUCACGACCUCGUCAAACGCUUCGGAUCCUACCUCGAUUCGCUAUCUCUGAUCGACAGGAUUUAUUUUGAGAUGGAGUCGUCCUCGAUAGCGAUGGCAGUGUGUCUUCAUUUCCAGAAGUUUCCCCGUGUAGUUCAGAACAAGCCUCUGAAGUUCAACAUGCUGGUCAAGGUUAAACACCCGCCUCAGCCGCAGCCCCCAGCCAAGAAGACACCUGUCACCGGCACCAAAGCCAAGAAAAAGGCGGUCCAAGGCAACAAGCCUAAAGGUGCAGCAACACCUGUUAAACCUUUUCCUGCCGCAAUCGCUACCGAUGACACCGCUACUACCGCCACCAGUGCUACGGCCAUCUCUGCCACUCAGCCUGUGGUUACCGAACAACCGGGACAUGACGUAAGCGCCAUCCAGUCCCGUGACGACAUAGCGAUAGACUCCGACGCGACCGCAACGGAACCCGGUCCGGUCGUCACGGAGCCCGAUGACCCGAUGACGACCAACAACGACCAAAGCCGAACCGUUGCUGUCGUGGCUGCAAAACCGGACGGCGAAAAUGGAGAAACCGUAGCAACCGCUACCGUUCACGCUGCUACCGACGACGUUGACGCAAAUUAUGUCAUCAAUCCCGUCGACUGUGACGCCGUUGCUGGUUCUGUACCGGCACGAACACCGGUAACAUCAGCCUCUGUCCCCGUAGCUCUCCCAGUGUCUGUUAAAGUUAAAGACAAACGGUUAGACUUCACUCCGGUGACUCAGGAGAUCCUGAAGGCCCUGGAGGUAGCAGUGCACCAACACCGCAUGGAGAAACUAGCUGAGGAACGAAGACGGGACCAAGGAGAGAAGAGCCAGGACAAGCCUCUAUCCGACAAGAAGAGCUCUGUAGCCGGGGAGAAGAGGGAGACCAAGACCCCGGCUGGAGAACUGAACCAGGCCCCAGCUCAACCAGAGAAGCAAAGUCACAGACUACCUACGAAGUCACAGACCGAUAAAAAGCCUCCAACCACACCAGCGAAGAAGACAACAACGCAGACAGAAGGAGCAAAGAAACCACCUUCAGGCUCUGGACAACCAGAGAAGAACCAGGCGAAGACCCAAGGCUUUGGAGGAAGAGGCCGGCGCAGGCACCAUUCUUCCCCAGAAAAGAUAGACUCUUCCAGGCAUAGAAGCGAGGAGGAGCAGGGUCCUCCGACGUCGAGACACGGCGACUCCUCUAGCUCUUCUUCUGGCUCCUGCAGGAGCAACAGACAGGACGGCAGUCCCGCCAAGAAGAAGGGGAGGAAAGAGGAGGAAGAGAGGAGCAAGAGCCACCGUAGUGGAACCAACCAGUCCUCUAGCAGUGAGUCUAGAGAUACGGAGGCAGCAGAGAGAAAGGGUGUUGGCUACGUGGCGGAUGAGUUCACGUCCGACGCCAACCCAUUCGACCUGGACCAGUUCGACAUGGAUGAGUUCGUCACCGUGGACGAGGUGGAAGGGGAUGAGGCGGACAACACCAACCCACCAGAGCCAUCUUCAUCACCCAAUACCCAAGAUGGCGCCUAUGAAAGGUCAGAACGAUCAUCCAAACGCAAGAGGGGUACCCCUGAUACCCCAAUUUCUACUAUGAAGUCUAGCCAGGAGAAAGAGAGACCCCCGUCCAAAAGCAGUCCCAGCCCAUCCUCUUCUACCUCUGACCCCCCUGGACAGAAGACUCCGCAACAAGCCGCAACAGCCAAAAAAACGCAGCCGGCAAAACCUCCACCACCUGCCACCUCUGGACGGAAGACCAGGUCAUCAGCUGCUGUUGUAGCAACGGAAGGCGCAGAAACCCGAGAAAUUGUCACCUCUGGACGCAAGACCAGGUCAUCAGCUGCUGUUGUAGCAACGGAAGCCGCAGAAACACAAGAAAUUGUCACCUCUGGACGCAAGACCAGGUCAUCAGCUGCAGCUGCUGUUGUAGCAAAGGAAGCCGCAAAAACCCCAGAAACUGUCACUGACGAUGACCCCACAGUCGGGAUGGAGGCGGAGUCUCUUCCCGUGGAGCUUCUGUCUCAGCCAAUGGCUGAGGGUAUGUUACCGUCAUCCGACCACAAGGUGUCAGUGUUGGACACUGCAUUGCCGGCGAACAAGGAAGUAGAAAGUGCUGGGUCAGAGAUUGAUAUGGAGACUACAGCUGAAAAACCUCCAGAGGUAGGCGGGAGCGAGGAGAAGGCCCAGGCUAAAAAAGGGGACUCGAUUCUGGGUAGCAAGGCUCAGAAUGAAGGCUGUCCACUGGAGCCUGGUUUGCCUGAUCCGUCUUCCGCAGCCAAGGAGCAAGACCUUCAUACAACCCUAGAACUACGAGAGUUUGAGACGGUGUCGGGUCACCAAGUGCCCCAAUCACUUGUUGACAAAGUACCCGAAGAAGAUGGAGGUUUACAGAUACUCAACGAAACCGUGGAUGACACAGCCUCUGAAUCUACGGGUUCCCAGGAGCUCCAAACUACUCUAGAGGAACGCCAAGACGAAGAAGAAUCUGCUUUCCACAUCCUGGACUCUGUCGAAGACACUGAAGACCGAAGAGAUUCUCUACCCAGAGAUUUGGAAGGGUUCCAUAUCCUGGACUCUGUCGAUGAUCAGUUGGAUAUGACAGAAGCUCUGGACAACCGUACUACUGAAUCUGAGGGUACCUCAAAACCCCAAAAAGAGGGUUUCAAAAAGGGUAAGGGUAAUAUGACACUUCAAAAGAAGGAGGAUGGUAAGAAGAUACCCCAAACCCUUGAGAAGGUACAGACCCUUACAGUGGAGUCAGAGAAGGGUGAGGGAGGUACCCACAAAAAGACUAACCUUGUCUCUUUGGAUGAGGUGAGUGAGGAAGAAGAGAGUUACCCUGACGACGCUGCCGAAGAGGAAGAGCUGAUGAAGAAACAGGAACUGGCGAAGGAGAAACAGCGAGCGAGGGAAUGGGAGAAGGCGAGAGGGAAGGAGAGGAGGAGUACAGAGCGGGAGAAGAGCAAAGAGGAGGAGCAGGAACGGACGAGGGAGAAGGAGAGGUUCGGUGCGGAUACGGAAUGGUUGGUGACUCUGGAUGAGAUUGGAGGAGAUGGGGAUGAGAGAGAAGAGGAGGGUGCGAGGGAUCAGGAGUGCGGAAUAAAUGAGGCAGACCUUCAAGAAUUGGUCACUCUGGAUGAGAUCGUUGGCGAGGAAGGAGGGGAGGGUCCUAGCCCGGAGCCACACCCAUUCAGCCAGGAGGACGAAUCAAGAGACUCCUUCAACACAGAGACGAUGGUGACCCUGGAUGAGGCUGGAGGUGAUCAUGAGAUGGAGGAAGAGCAGCCCAGGAAGUUUCCAGAACCAGCCCAGACCCGGGACGCUGACGAUACAGGCCAGGAAUUUGUGGUUUCUAAGGCAGGGUUCUUCUGUAAGCUGUGUUCUCUGUUCUAUGGGAGUGAAGACACAACCAAGAAGACCCACUGCAGCAGUCUACAACACUAUCAGAACAUGCAGAAACAUUACCCGAAGCAUCAGAAGCAACAAGCAGGAGAUUCUAGCCAAGGCUCCGCCUCCAAGUGACCCCUGACCUCACCCCUGGUUGUGUCUAAAAUGUGACCACUUCUAUGACUCCAUCUGGUUGAAAGUAGUGCACCAUGUAGGGAAUAGGGUCCCAUUUGGGACACUUUUCAACUAAUAGGUUCUGGUCCAAAGUAGUGCACUAACUACGGCCCAUUGCGUUAGAUAGUGCACUACUAUAUAGGGUAAUAGAGUGCCGUUUGCUAUUUCAGAGGCAGAGAGCUGGUCUAGGAUCAGAUCCCCCCCCCCCCAUGUCCAUAUUGUCUUAUUCAUUAUGAUUUAAAAGGUCAAACUGAUCCUAGAUCUCUGAGAUGCUUUGUGAAUAUAUUGGGUCCAAAUAUGACAAGAGAUUUUAGAUUCAUUUGAUUUGGUUGAUUUUUUGGGGUGGGUAUUUGAAUCUCAUUAAACUGUUUUAAUUUAUCCAGAGAAACUCAGUCAGUAGAGACCUAUGUAUACGGAGAUAGUAACAGAGACCUAUGUAUAAGGAGAUCGUAACAGAGACCUAUGUAUACGGAGAUAGUAACAGAGACCUAUGUAUACGGAGAUAGUAACAGAGACCUAUGUAUAAGGAGAUCGUAACAGAGACCUAUGUAUAAGGAGAUCGUAACAGAGACCUAUGUAUAAGGAGAUCGUAACAGAGACCUAUGUAUAAGGAGAUCGUAACAGAGACCUAUGUAUACGGAGAUAGUAACAGAGACCUAUGUAUAAGGAGAUAGUAACAGAGACCUAUGUAUAAGGAGAUCGUAACAGAGACCUAUGUAUACGGAGAUCGUAAUAAAUGAGUUUUUAUUACCAA
Salvelinus fontinalis (brook trout) is the source of this 9349-nucleotide messenger RNA. Its product is annotated as zinc finger protein 638-like. Gene Ontology annotation, molecular function: zinc ion binding; RNA binding. Lineage: Eukaryota; Metazoa; Chordata; Actinopteri; Salmoniformes; Salmonidae. The transcript is spliced from 21 exons. The record is from RefSeq and is a predicted model, not a curated record. Gene Ontology annotation, cellular component: nucleus. Bases 1579 to 8556 code for a protein of 2325 amino acids.